GGGUGGGGCUGGAGCUGAAAGAGAAGAGGUUGUCACGGUGCGGGAAGCCCUUCAAAGUCAUGGUGGCAGCGGUGGUGUCCUUCUUCAUCUCGUGGCUGCCCUACCACCUCUACUAUGGCUUGCUGCCCUUCAAAAGGGUGCCAGAGAUGGACGUCAUCCUGGUCCUUUACAUCGUCACCUUCUGCUUCAAUGCCUGCUUCACCCCCAUCCUCUACCUCUUUGUGGGGCAGAGGUUUCAGCAGGUGCUCAAGAGGUCCCUGCUGGCUCUGAUUCGGGAGAUUUUUGCUGAAGAUCCCAGCAGCAACGAUGCUCUGUCCCAUGAGAAUGGCAGGAUGGCAGCCAGCAAAUCAGGGCUGCAGGACCAAGUGACAGGGCCUCUGGAUUCAAGGGCAGGGAGUUUAGACCCUACGACUCUAGAGGAGCUGACAUAGAGCUGAACGGCUUCUAGCUCCCCCAGCCUCUGAAACAGGCUCUAGAGACAUGGCGUGUUGUACAAUUUCAUGGGUUCUGGAUUUCCCCAGGCUUUCACAAGAACCCAAAUGGCCGGGUCUAGAACACCAUAGAUUCUGGUUCAUUCCCUUCCUGCCCCGGAUGUGAUUUCAUAUGUUCUGAAUUCUCAAUGUGCUCUACAGCCUUGUGGGUUCUAGAUAUCUCUCCCUUUAGCCUCUCGAUGGAGCCCUAGAUUGUGCUCGUUUCCUGAUUUGUCCUAUAAGUUCAUGAGUUCACUACCUAUUUUAGAUCAUCUAAAACCCACAAUUUCUCUGUAUGUUCUAGUUUGCUUGAGUAGUUGAUCAGGUUCUAGGUCACUCAUGCUUUAAGACCCCGAUGUUAUCAAAUGGGUUAUGGAUUCUUGACUGUUUCUUAGAACUGUGCAUGCCCCAGAUCUCACAAUGCUCAGUAACUCAGUGGUUCCUAAUUCAGUCUAGAAGAGCAUGGAUUCUAGCUCACUCACCAUUUAAAAACCUUUGUGUGUUAGGUUAUGUCUAGACUGCAGGUUUCUUGCGCAAGAAGCUUUUUGCAGAAGAGAUCUUCUGCAAAA
Molecule: messenger RNA, 1039 nt
Organism: Pelodiscus sinensis (Chinese soft-shelled turtle)
Lineage: Eukaryota; Metazoa; Chordata; Testudines; Trionychidae
Source: RefSeq, a predicted model, not a curated record